Molecule: messenger RNA, 4025 nt
Organism: Ylistrum balloti
Lineage: Eukaryota; Metazoa; Mollusca; Bivalvia; Pectinida; Pectinidae
Product: protein naked cuticle homolog 2-like
Exons: 7
Coding region: 123-1832 (569 amino acids)
Biological process (GO): negative regulation of Wnt signaling pathway
Cellular component (GO): cytoplasm
Molecular function (GO): calcium ion binding
Source: RefSeq, a predicted model, not a curated record
GAGCCACUCGUGGAUUGUACUAAAAUUGUGGGAGAUAGCAGCUUCAAAACGUGUUAUUUUCGUCAAAUUUGUGUUGGAAUACUUGUACAGAAUUUAAACUUUGAUGGAAACAGCAUGCAAAGAUGGGAAAACAAGCAAGCAAGCAUGCUGAAUGUUUCCUGGUGAAUGCCAGACUUAAUAAAGCUUUAGAAGAACAGAUUCUGAAACAGACAAAAACAACAGGCUUCAACCUGGCUAACUACAACCUCAAUCACUCCAUCUCCGAAUUAUCAAUUAGCAUUGAAGAUAACUCCACCGGAAUGCCAUUACGAGUUGAGUUACCACCCCAAAAGAUGGACACAGAUGCCAGCAAAAUUUUAGCAUUUGAUCAAGCUGAAUUGGAUAAGAAAGAGAAAGGAGACAAGGAAGACAAUAAAAAGGACACACGUUUAAACAUAGAGGAGUUUGAGUGUGGGGUGAAAUUUGGUGGCACAGACAACAACAAACAGGAGUGGUCCUUUACUCUCUACGACUUUGAUGGGCACGGCAAGAUUACAAAAGAGGAUCUCGCCAGUUUGUUGAAGGCUCUUUAUGACGCCGUUGGGUCAUCCAUCAAAAUACCUUCAAACGGAACAAAAACACUCAAGUUACGUCUGACUGUAGGACAAGAUGGCUCCCAGUUACCGGGCAACCGGACGUCACCUUUAAAAGUGAAAGACUGCGGGAAAGACAAAGUGAAGGAAAUAUCAAAAUCAAAAGAUUCUCCUAAAUCAAAAGAAUUCUCUAAGUUGAAUAACCUUACACGAACUCAUGUUCAAAUGCCAAUUAAGUGCAACAAUGAAAAUAAAGUGCAGUCUUCAACUGGUGUGAACCCAACCUCGUGUCAAGGUAUCAAUCAGACAUCGUGUCAGGGUCAAGGGGUCAAUCAUACUUCAUGCCAAGGUCAAGGGGUCAACCAAAGAUCUUGUCAGGGUCAAGGGGUCAACCAAACAUCCUGUCAAGGUCAGGGGGUCAACCAAGGAUCUUGUCCAGGACAGAGCUGCACUAAAAGGAUACAGCUGACUUCCCAGGAACAACAAGAACUUGCGGAACUUGUCCAAGAAAACAUGGAGCGUAAUCACAUUAAACAACUACGGCGCCAUCAUAGUGACUGUAAAGGCACAACUAAGGAGCAUUCAAACCACAAACGGCGCCACCGAGGCCAUAAAAACAAUGGCACUGCACCUGUUGAUGUAAAUAUCAAUCCUGGUGACCAGGCAAAGGAAUGCCAGGACCGACGUAAUUACUAUCUGGACCUCGCUGGUAUAGAGCAUAAUGCAAUCACCAAGUGUCAGUCAUUUACAAACAAUGCCAUCGGUCAUGGUCAGGCUUCCCAGCAGCCCCUUGUGAGUCAGCAUCACCGGUCACGGUCCCAGGAUACAAAUCAAAAGUGUGACAACAUUCGACGGGAAACUGAGUGUCUGAAUGUUAAACAUGAACAGCAACCAGCAGUGGUGGACAGCAGUGCAAAGCAUGACCAUAUAAGGUCAAGGUCAUUUGAUCCCCAGGAAACAGCAGUCAGGUCACCUAAAGGUCACCAUAAAUCUGCAGGGUCCUCUCCACAUAAACAUGGGCGGUUUCGACCAGUAAGUUUACCCAUGCAUAUUCCUGAUGCGGUGUCUGCACACUACCACAGAAGGCAUCGGCACAGAGAAAAGGAUCAUGACCUGGCAAUGCAGCAGGUCGCCGAGUGGAUUGAGCGUGAGCAUACGUGCGAUUUAGAUGGAGAUCGCAUCAUUGUCCAAAGACAUGAGCAUCACCAUGUUCAUGAGCACCAUCAUCACCAUCACUACCAUCACUAUUAUGAGGCGUGACUUGUCUAGGUCAGGAUGUUUUCUCAAUACUCAGUUGUGUUCACGGUAUAUACUCCUACAGGCAUAUCAGCCUACACACGGACAAUGUGUUUAUCUCCCCAGCUCAAUCAAGGUGCUCGCACAUUGUAAGGAACAGGUCAAGCUGGACAAAUAUCACCUCAGACUUCAGGGAUCUUAAAAUCCCUCAGUGGACACUUGAACUGUCCAGUUUGAUCAUGACACAGUGAAGGAUUAGGGCUCAUAUAUAAACGGUGCUGAUUACUGAGGUUACUAACACUUGAAAUCCACUCAUUUUUCGUUACUUUGUGUAACUUGUAUGUAACUCAUCUGAUAAGGAAAUGUGCUAUGCUAAUGGACUCCAGGGUUUGUAUCAACUUCAUAGGAUAAUUUUCAGAAAUAUUAUUGAGGCAAGGGAAGACACUCCUGGAUUGAUAGGAGAAGAUAACUCCGUUUGAUAUAAAACUGGAAAGCAUAGCCCUCCUUAUUUCAGUUUAGAGAAUGUAUUACCUGCUUUCUUGACAUAAGAGAACUGCUUUUUUGUCAGGGGUAGAUAACUCCUGCUUAAUCUUAUUUUCGGAAUAUUGAAUUAUCAUUCCUGAUGCUUUUGAAGCUAGGAAAAGAUAAUUCUCCUGUUGAAAUCAGUGUAUGAUAUCUCUAUUACAGUGUUAUUUGUUGUAAAGCAAGUUAGUUUCCAUGGCAAUGCUGACCACCAAAGAUAAAUCAGACUUGACCUUUGGACAAGUCUACUGUGAUAAAUCAUGUGAGUUACUUUGUACCUCUGACUACAGGGUUCCAAUAUUGCCGCUGUACAGCUCGUUGUUGCCUGAAUACUACCUCAGGUGUUGCUAUGGACACUGUUGCUAUUGGAAGCCCUGUUGAUGUUACCAUGGACAACAUUAUUAGAUGCUAUUGGAAACGGACUAUUUUAUUUCCUCAGUGAUAUGAGGAGUUUUAGCCAUUGUCAUUAUAAUCAAAAACCUGUGCAAGAGGUGAGAGGUCGCAUUUUCAUCUGUUUUAAUUUUCAUUCUGUCUGUGAUGUGCUUGGACAUGUUCCACUGCAAGAUUGUCAAUAUUCAUGAAAUACAUAUAUCUAUAUCUAUAUAUAUAUCUAUAUUUAUAAAACUAGCAGAAGCUCUAGAGGUAUGAGUGUAGUGUGUAGAUAACACAUAUAUAGUCUUCUACAUCAAAUUCUUCAAUCAAUUUUUACCUUCCUUCAUCUGUAUGACAAAUCGCAAUAUACAAGAAAAAAAUCGAAAACAUGUCAUAGAUUUUAUAAUAUCAAUUAAAAAGUUAAAGAUUUGGGACCUAAAGUAAAAAAAAUCAAAACUUUAAAUGACAAUUUAUGAUAAAUGUGAAACUUUUUAUUGCUACACUUAUUGAACCAUUUUUUUUCUGAACUUUUGUUUUGUAUCUGUUGCUCAUAUUUACAUGACCAUUUGUUAUGUAUAUAGCUAUUUUGGUGAUCCAUGUUGUUUUGAGUUAGGAAUGUGUGCGAUCUCUUUGUUGUAACUUUCUCUAUAUUACUGUCAUAUAACCACUUUGGUUAAGAUUCGGAAGCUUGGUCUUGUCGCUAUAGUUACCUGUAUCAGCGUAGCUCAAAAGUUUUACUACCUCAAUGUAUGAGUGAGUGCGGACUAUAGUUGUGGGUGUUGUUUAGUGAGUUGUAUGCGAGGACACAUGAUGUGUACCUGUGCACACUUACGAUGUGUACCUUGUGUACACAUGUGAUGUGUACAUUGUGUACACCUGUAAAUGGGUUUGAUGAGCAUAUAGAGAUGUGUACUGGUAAAUGCUUGUAGAGGGGUACUUGUGUACACAUAGAGAAAUAGAUAUGUUCACACCUGUAAAGUAUGUGUGCACCUAUCAGGAUGUGUACUUGUAUACAUACAUAGAUGUGCACACCUGUGGAUAUAAAUGUUUAUACUUAUAUACUUAUGGGUGUGCACACUUUGCUGUGUACCUGAAUACUCAUAAAAAAGUUUAAAUGUGCACACCUGUGGAUAUAGGCAGGUAUGUAGGUGUGGACACCUUGCAGUAUACCAGUACACACUUGUACAUAUGUCGAUGUGCAUAACUUAAAAAUACGAGUGUAUGAGAGUGUAGUAUGAUCCAGAUUGUACCAGUUUCUGUGCUUGCGUGAUUUGUCCACCAUCCAUUGGUAAUCUCUUUGUGACAUUAAAAUAAUGGCCAGUU